ACAACUGCUCCAGCCUUGCUGAACAGUACCUCCAACCAACUCUACCUUCACUUCCAGAGUGAUAUCAGUGUUGUUGCCGCUGGAUUCCACCUUGAGUACAAAAGUGAGUACAGUGUGUCUCAUCGUGCCACGUUCAUUAUCUCCAUACUCUCUACCCCUGUGAAGAACAAAAAGGAAUCCACAAGAUUUCCCCUUUGCAAAUUACAUUUUGCUUAUACACUCUCUUAGACUCUCUUAGACUCUCUUAGACUCUCUUUGACUCUCUCUCUCCCUCCCCCUUUCACUCUCUCUAUCUCUCUCUACCCCCCUUCACUUUCUAUCUUUCUCUUUUUUCUUUUUCUGCGCCCUUGUUUAUAACAAGAAUGUAGUGGGUAUGUAAACUCAGCAAAAAAAGAAACGUCCUCUCACUGUCAACUGCGUUUAUUUUCAGCAAACUUAACAUGUGUAAAUAUUUCUAUGAACAUAACAAGAUUCAACAACUGAGACAUAAACUGAACAAGUUCCACAGACAUGUGACUAACAGAAAUUGAAUAAUGUGUUCCUGAACAAAGGGGGGGUCAAAAUCAAAAGUAACAGUCGGUAUCUGGUAUGGCCACCAGCUGCAUUAAGUACUGCAGUGCAUCUCCUCCUCAUUUACUGCACCAGAUUUGCCAGUUCUUGCUGUGAGAUGUUACCCCACUCUUCCACCAAGGCACCUGCAAGUUCCCAGACAUUUCUGGGGGGAAUGGCCCUAGCCCUCACCCUCCGAUCCAAUAAGACCCAGACGUGCUCAAUGGGAUUGAGAUCCGGGCUCUUCGCUGGCCAUGGCAGAACACUGACAUUCCUGUCUUGCAGGAAAUCACGCACAGAGUGAGCAGUAUGGCUGGUGCCAUUGUCAUGCUGGAGGGUCAUGUCAGGAUGAGCCUGCAGGAAGGGUACCACAUGAGGGAGGAGGAUAUCUUCCCUUUAAUGCACAGCGUUGAGAUUGCCUGCAAUGACAACAAGCUCAGACUAAUGAUGCUGUGACACACCGCCCCAGACCAUGACGGACCCUCCACCUCCAAAUCGAUCCCGCUCCAGAGUACAGGCCUCAGUGUAACGCUCAUUCCUCCGAUGAUAAACGCGAAUCCGACCAUCACCCCUGGUGAGACAAAACCGCGACUCGUCAGUGAAGAGCACUUUUUGCCAGUCCUGUCUGGUCCAGCGAUGGUGGGUUUGUGCCCAUAGGCGACGUUGUUGCCGGUGAUGUCUGGUGAGGACCUGCCUUACAACAGGCCUACAAGCCCUCAGUCCAGCCUCUCUCAGCCUAUUGCGGACAGUCUGAGCACUGAUGGAGGGAUUGUGCGUUCCUGGUGUAACUCGGGCAGUUGUUGUUGCCAUCCUGUAUCUGUCCCGCAGGUGUGAUGUUCGGAUGUACCGAUCCUGUGCAGGUGUUGUUACACGUGGUCUGCCACUGCAAGAACGAUCAGCUGCCCGUCCUGUCUCCCUGUAGCGCUGUCUUAGGCGUCUCACAGUACAUACAUUGCAAUUUAUUGUCCUGGCCACAUCUGCAGUCCUCAUGCCUCCUUGCAGCAUGCCUAAGGCAUGUUCACGCAGAUGAGCGGGGACCCUGAGCAUCUUUCUUUUGGUGUUUUUCAGAGUCAGUAGAAAGGCCUCUUUAGUGUCCUAAGUUUUCAUAACUGUGACCUUAAUUGCCUACCGUUAGUGUCAGGUGCAUGUACAUUAAUUGUUAAUGGUUAAUUGAACAAGCAUGGGAAACAGUGUUUAAACCCUUUACAAUGAAGAUCUGUGAAGUUAUUUGGAUCUUUACGAAUUAUCUUUGAAAGACAGGGUCCUGAAAAGGGACGUUUCUUUUUUUGCUGAGUUUAGUAGCAUCACCUACAGUGCAGCUAAAAGGAUCAUGAUCGAAAGCUCUCAACAGGGCAUUUUACUUUUUUUAUGUGCAGAAUUAAGCAGCUCUGGGUGAGGUUUGUGUAUUUUCGACAUAUGUAAAAGCUUUAGAAAAGUAACCAAAGCUGUCAUCAUAGUUGGCAUUCUGUCCACCUGUCUAUUAACUCACUACUGUAGCCUACUGAGUAAGACUGAUUUGAAUACAGUAAUCUGUCUAUGGGAAAAUGAUAGCCUUUGGAAGGUUGUCAGCUUGCCUUUAGAUGCCAUCCCUCUCAACUACUUUCAAUCGGACAACAAAAGACAGUAGACCAAAGAAUUGCCCCCUCUUGAAUCUCUACUGUGCUCUAUAAACCAAUGUACUUUAGCAGGAUCAAAUAAUACAUAAUCUACACAUACACAGACCCUUGUUGCUAGAUGAAGUGCCAACCUCUGUUCUCAUUCAGAUCCUAAAUUGUUAAGAUUUUGAUGUUGAUCACAAUGUUUUAUGAAUGUGUACAUCUCAUUAAGAUGUUUGUCAGGCCUGAUGACAUUUCCCUUUAUGUCAGGAAGAUUUAAACAACAAACAAAAAAAAUGUGCAUCAAUGUACAACAAGUAGGCUACAACCGAAAUGUUGUUAAACCAAAAAUAAAUACAAAGAAAACUGGCUGAUAGAAUUUGAUGUCUCCACCUUUUACCGCUGCCUCUUAGAUCCGUUGGAGACAGAUUUUUACCACUGCCUCUUAGCUCGGUUGGAGACAGAUUUAUAUCACUGCCUCUUAGAUCGGUUGGAGACAGAUUUUUACCACUGCCUCUUAGCUCGGUUGGAGACAGAUUUUUACCACUGCCUCUUAGAUCGGUUGGAGACAGAUUUUUACCACUGCCUCUUAGCUCGGUUGGAGACAGAUUUUUACCACUGCCUCUUAGAUCGGUUGGAGACAGAUUUUUACCACUGCCUCUUAGAUUGGUUGGAGACAGAUUUUUACCACUACCUCUUAGAUCGGUUGGAGACAGAAUUUUACCACUACCUCUUAGAUCGGUUGGAGACAGAUUUUUACCACUACCUCUUAGUUUGGUUGGAGCCUGAUGUGAAUUCCUCUUUUGUAUUCUGAAAUGGGCUCCCAAUCUGUGCUGUGUGGACACUGAUAGCAUCAGAGAUCCUCUGUCUCUGUGUCCGCUUGCCUCAUCUGGCUCUGUCUUAACAGAAGAAACAGUGCCUUUUAGCUGCCGUGGCAUGUCCUGAUGUAUACCAUUUCACCUUAUUCAUUCUUAACACCUCCAAUUCCUCUGCCACUAUCUCUAAGUCCUCUCAGUGGGAUACCAAUUUGUCUAUUUCCCCUCUCUCAGUUCCACUUAGAAGGAUAGCCCCUAUGUGCAGCCAGUGUGUUUUGUGAUAUACAGUAGAUCUAACCAGGAAACUGAACAUAGUUCAGUAUUUUAAUUAUUUAUUUUAUACAAUCAUAUUUGCUCAUCUUUAUCAAGGGUGUCAAUAAUUUCAGACCCAACUGUAUAUGGAGAGGAGAUAUUUAACGAAGGUCAUGACUCCUUCUGGUCACUACCCACUGGGCACACUCUGGUUGAAUCAACACUGUUUCCAUGUCAUUUCACAUUAAAUUGACGUCUGUGUCCAGUGGGUACAUGCCCCACAACACAACCCUACAUGCUAGAUUAGGCAUGUUAACCUUUGAAUCAUGGCUGAAUUGCCAACCUGGAACCUCCUUCUUACAUGGCAACAGCAACCAAAUGAUCUAUCUUUGAAUUGACUUGUUUAACCCUUCAUCUCUCCAUAGCAACACUUCCCUUUCCAGGUCGCUGUUACAUGUAUUAAUGAGAAUGACCUGGUCAAAUCAAGAUAAAAGAACGCAGAACAGGCAGGUUCAGACCAAGGCGGCAUGUGCAAAUGCUGGGCAAAAAAUAUCAGCCAGCCUUGCUAAUAGAUUUGGACAAAACUAAGACAUGCUGAGAAUGUCAGGAUGUUCCAAAUUAAGAUGGUUUAGGCCAAUUUAGUAUAUAUUCUUUGCCAAUUCUCUCGAAUAUUAAUACACAUAAUUGUCAGGAUGUCUUCCUGGAAGCGUUAUGCCUUAUAAAACCAUGCCAUUUCUGCAAUGUUCUGCAGAAGAGGGGAAAUAAAUGUAUGUAAAGGACAUACACUGUACAAUUGCUUUUAUUUUCAGAGCUACAUGUACUGUAAAAGUAGAUAUCAUUAAAAAGAAAAAGCUUUCUGACUUUCUGUCAGAAGGAGAGGAGCUUGUUAUAUUUGCACGGAUAUGGCUGUCAUUGACUUUUAGGUUCAUUCUAAAUGUUUAGCAUCGGAUGACUGUGGCUGCAUCUUAAUGAUCCUAGACUGAAUCUGUCUUGUGCACAGUACUUGCAAAGUGCCAAAGCUAUUAUGCAGUUGGGAGAUUCAUGGCACGUGUUUUGAUCACACAUUAAGAUGGUGAAUUAGUUAGAGCUCGGGUGACGAGACAAGUGUAUCAAAUGUUCGACUUUCUGGAUCUUGAAGGCUGAAUUCCUGCCUGGAUCAGUCCUCUGUUAUUGUGGUUGUGGAGAAAAUGUCAGGUUUUUCCCCCUCAAGGGUUAUCAUUUAUCAUCUGAGAGAAUAUGGCCAUGAGGCAUUUUAUUGAUUUAUUCUGCAGAAAAACAUUUAAAAUGGUUGGUAUGUUUAAUGUGAGUGUCAGCUAGAUGGAAUUGGAAUUAACAAGUGAUAUUGAUCAAAAUAAAUGAUGUGCUAGUAGUUUGGUAUAAGCCAGUGUUCUGAUGCCUUAGCAUUUCAAGAAAUAUCCAGUUUUACUUUUGUGGUUCAACCGGUUUUUCAUCAGUUGUAUUAAUCUCCACUCACCCCCUCCUGAACAUGAGCACAUGCUCCUUAAAAUCUAUUGAAAGGAACUUGCUCCGAAUUCUGCUGUGAAUUCUCUUUGAACCAAAGCUAAUGUUUAAUCUCCAUAGGCUCACCCCAUCCCCCCAGAGCCAUUUGGGCUUCCCUGUUUGAAACAGUUUACCUACACAUUAGCAGUGUGACUGUCUGUCUGCUUUUUUUGUGUUUGGUAUUGUAGGCCUAAGCAUUGUAGGUGAAAGUGCUUUGCUAUUGAUAGGGGGAGAAACAAUGACGCAGUUUUACACACACUCACAACGGCACAGUGCCACCUGCUGAGUCGUACAUCUAAACAAGGCGUAUUUAUACAGGUUCUCCUUUCAUUGGCUUGACUAAUGUGGUUGUCAUGGCAACAUGCUCUCUCACUGUCUCAUACUGCAGUGUGUACAGUUUUAACCUACUGAAAUAUGUUUUAAAGAUGUUUAAUUACAAUAUGUAUUUGCAUAACGCUGAUCAGUGGUUAUGCUGUUUUCAGAUUUUUUAGCAAUACUGUUUUAGCGUUCUAAAUUCAAAAGCAUAGAGACAAAGGUUACACAGCACAAAUGGCACUUAUAGCUUCAUAAUUUCUUCAAUACCCUGUGCACCUGGGUACCCCAACUGUAGUCAUUUAUCAGCAUUACCUUCCUGUGACUGUGGGUUUAUCCAUCCAAAUCAUAGGCGAAAUUGCCGCGGGGAUGGGGGGGACAUGUCCCCCCCCAAUAUUCAGAACAGGUCGAUUCGUGUCCCACCAAUAAUUUAUUUAAAAUCAAAAAAAUAUAUUAUUGGAGGUCAGGGGCCCCCAGAUAGCAUAUGAACACGUCAUAAGCAAUGGCAAAAUGUGUAGAAUUGCAGAAAAUUUGCUUUAGUGGUCGACUUUGGGCGCGAAAAACAGUCCACGUACUGUACAUCACUGGGGCCAAGCUCCUUGCCAUCCAGGACCUCUAUACCAGGCAGUGUCAGAGGACGGAAGGCCCAAAAAAUUGCAAAAGACUCCAGCCACCGAAGCCACACUGUUCGCUCUGCUACCGCAUGGCAAUCGGUACCAAUGCAUCAAGUCUGGAACCAACAGGACCCUGAACAGCUUCUACCCCCAAGCCAUAAGACUUCUAAACAAGACUGCUAAAUAGCUAAUCAAAUGGCUACCCGGACUACCUGCAUUGACCCAUUUUUGCGCUAACUCUCUUGCACUGACUCUAUGCACACACACUGGACUCUACCCACACACUUACACAUACUUACACUGAUACCCCAACACACACAUAUACAGUACACACAGACACACACACACUACAUACACCCACGUACACAUAACAUGCACACAUGUGCAUACUGACGCCACACACAUUUACAUUUACAUUUUAGUCAUUUAGCAGACGCGCUUAUCCAGAGAGACUUACAGUUUGUUACACACACGCGCACACACACUUACAUUCACACUCACCACAUAUGCUAGUCACUUUACCCCUACUUAUAUGUACAGUACAUAGCUACCUCAAUGACCUCGUACCCUGCACAUCGACUCGGUACUGGUACUCCCUGUAUAUAGCAUGUUAUUUUCUACUCCCUAUAUAUUUUUUUGUAUUAGUUAUUCACUGUGUCACUAUUUCAAUGUUUUAUUUUAUUUGUUAUCUUAUAUUUAACUCUGCAUUGUUGGAAAAGGACCCAUAAGUAAGCAUUUCACUGUUAAUCUACAAUUGUUGACUAUGAAGCAUGUGACAAAUAACAUUUGAUUGAUUUGAUUUGAACUCCUCCUCUUUCUCAAAUUUCAAACAGAAAUGGGGUGUGCCUUUGGUGGUUCAUCGUUAUGUCACUCGGGGUAAUGCGCGCCCCGACCGACGUACUGUAGCUAGUUCGUUAGCUAAGCUAGCCACUUGUAGCUAGCUAGUAACUCCUCCAGUAUGUGUUGACGUCAUUUCAAAGGAUUUGCUUUUGGACGGAUCUGUAAAGAUCAGUAAGAAAUUGCACUUCUGUAGCCAAAUAACUUAUUCAUCCGUUUUUGUUUUGUUUUUAAGCAUUAAAUGACCUGGAAUGAUGGUGCAUUAAACAGUUAUACAGUUUAAAGCGGUUAUUUUUUUAUUUUUUAUUUUUUCAAAGUCAACCUUUUUAAAGUAACUGUCCAGUGUUUCUAGAUUUCUAUGAAAUAUGACCAAUAAUUAAUUACAAUAUGAGUGAAAUACUUUUCCUUCCCCAAAAUUGUAAUUAUUUUAAAAAGCAUAUUUUCUGUGUUGGAAUGGUGUGGCUGAGUGGCCAGCUUAUCCUCCUCAUUUUUUAAAUGGUCUGUUUGAGGUGGGGUUUUUUAAGUGUUUUUUCUCCAAUUUAUGCAUUGGCCACAAAAUCGAGUAAUGGAUGAGUCAACAACAUUGUUUUGGUAUGAGUUAACAGAAUAUGAACUUUUAAAAGUGAGAUUUUCACUGGACAGUUACUUUAAAACUGCAACGUUUUCUCUCGCAAAUUGUGAAGAAUAGCAUGAGAAGCUAUAAAACAGAAACAUUUUCUUUUAGACUCAUGACAAAAUGUGUAGAAUAGCAAUAUUAACUUAUUCAUCCGUUUUAAACAUCUGUAAAAGUUUCACUCUGCCCCAUGGCCAAAUGUGUUGAAAUGCAGAAAGUUAGCUGUUUUCCCAAAAACAUAUCUGUUUUUUGUUUUAUUUUGGGGGUUGGACGGCCUUCCACUUAUUCUUCCACUUAUACUGUGUUUUCAAAAUACUCCUCCAUAUACCUCUCAAAAUAACCCUCCAUUUACCCCUCAAAAUACCCCUCCAUAUAACCCUCAAAAUACCCCUCCAUAUACCCCUCAAAAUACCCCUCAGAGGCAUAAUAAGUAGAAUUACAGGAAAUACGUUUUAAAAUGUCAACAACAAAAAAUCAGUGGAGGACGCCCGUCUGUACUGUUUCGCCCUUGAUCCAAAUGUUAUUUGAAUAUACAAAACUUAACAAAAUCAUUAUGACAAAACCAAUAUACAUUUUCUCUAUAGGCUAUACAUUUUACAUUUGAGUCAUUUAGCAGAUGCUCUUAUCCAGAGCGACUUACAGUUAGUGAGUGCAUACAUUUACAUACUGGCCCCCCGUGGGAAUCGAACCCACAACCCUGGCGUUGCAAGCGCCAUGCUCUACCAACUGAGCUACACGGCACUACUAUACUAGAGCCUGUUCACAGCAUUCAAUAAUCAUAUCCAAUUGGCUUUGCAAUACUCUCCAAUGUGUUUGCCUCUUGUUGCUCCAGCUUUGAUAACUACUGUGCAACUCUGAAACAUAAGUCUCAAAACAUGAUCACCAAACUGAGGAAUGAAGACCAAACAUUCUUGUGAUGUGCAAUAUCAAGUACUCUAUCUAACCAGACAUGAUGACACCUGUUUUCUCUCUCUGCUUCAUCCAGCCGUUGGUCUCACCACCUGUCCGGAGCCGAUGGUGCCUGCCAACGGGAUCAAAACAGGGGACAGGUACAUGGUCAACGAAGUGGUGUCAUUCAGCUGUGAACCGGGAUACAUGCUGCAGGUGAGAGCUUCUGCCUUUUAGAAAAUCACGUGUGCUGUAUUCCCACUGCUAUGUCAAAGUGCUAAGCUUUAUCCGAUAAGUAAAUCUGUAGAGAUGUGUGCUGGGUCACAUGUGCAUGCAAGGUAAACUCAGCAACAGAGGCAAACAGUGAUUUGUCUCUGAGUUCAGUGUGCUGAGAGAGAAACCCCCUACCUUUACUUCUGCUGGGAAACUAUUUUCCAGGGCCACUCCCAUAUAUCAUGUAUGCCAGGGACCGUGCGGCGCUGGAACUACCCUCCCCCACUCUGCAUUGGUAAGAACUUUUACUUUGAAAUUGUCACAUUCAAGGCUCUUUUUGACAGUUUCAGUGCUAUUCAUUGUCUGCACUAUUUUACAAUGUGUACCACGCAUGAUGUGCAUUUUCCUUUCCAGCAAGGUGUGGUGGAACAGUACAUGACUUGACCAAUGUUAUUUUAAGUCCUGGAUUCCCUGGCAACUACCCUGGUAACCUGGACUGUACAUGGAGGAUUCUCUUACCAGUUGGAUAUGGUGAGGAACCUGCUAUGAUAACGAUAAUAAGAAGCCAUGGCUAAUGUUAGUAAGGUCAGCGAUAAUAGCUUUAUUUUUUAUAUUAUGUUUUUAUUCAUUUUUAAAUAUAUUAGUGAUUCACAUUUCUGCCUGGAACUAACAAAAGGUAGUCCUUAGGAAAAUGGAUAGCGGGUCACCCUUUAGUUUUCCUCUUGCUUUAUUUAUCUCAAUUUUUAGACCUUUGCUGUCAGUUUAAAUCCGUAAAGCAAUUUACAAGAGAGCUGUUGGUUGCAGCCCACAUAUUGGUGGUGCUUCAUAGUUCAAAUGACUCCAGAACAAAGUAACCAUUCCAGAUGUUAGGUAAUUGUGUGUGAUUUAAAAAGCUAUUCAGGCUUGCCUCUGAGCACAAAUAAUUUUCUUUACCCAACCUAAUAAAAAUAUUGUAACACAUCGAGAUAUCCAAAAGCAAUUUUCUGCCUUAUCAAGCAACCACUCCAAGUAAGAAUAAAAACAAUCAUUUUGUACUGUGUGUAUACCAACAAUGCAUAAGCUUGUGUUGUUUACAGGGCCCAAUAUUAUUUAUAAGACACAAAAAAAUGUUUGGCAGAUGCUGAUUUCAGCUUUUAGGACAGAGUGGGUAGAAUAAAACAUUGUAAGAAAGCGGUAUAUGGAUACAUAACUACAAGAUCAUCCUUCAAUGGAUUGUCCCAUUCAUCACCAAGUGGCAAAUGCUUUCCUCCAGCAUUAGGCCUUGGCCCACCCUUGGACUAACAGAACACAACUUACCAGAAAAACACACUGAAAUGGAUUAUAUUCAUUUCCCACUUCUGUGUCUCCCCUGGAAAAACAUGAGCUGAUCUCAAUGUUAAAUUGCGGAAUCAUUUCUACCAUCAUAACAAAUUAUGAGUUGAAUAGUUUCUCUCAACAUGCUGACAUGAUGUAGCUUGACAAAAAUAGGCUAGCACAAAAGGUGAAAAUAAACCACAUUAAAUGAGCCAUGUUAAUGUCUGCUAAAUGCAUUAAAUGAUUACAACACAUGUCCACAUGCCACAAUUUUUGUUAACAGUUAACACUUUAGGUUAAUGGGACUUGAACCAUUUAACACUUUAAUGCAUGUUUUGAUUACAGUAUAUCUCAUAUAAUGUUUCUGUGUUUUACAGGUGCUCAUAUUCAGUUUUUCAACUUCUCCUCUGAAGACAACCAUGAUUUUUUAGAGGUGCGAAAUGGGCCGCAGCACAGCAGCUCUCUGAUUGGACAGUUCAGCGGAAGUCAGCUGCCGCCCAACCUGCUGAGUACAACACAUGAGACCGUUAUCCACUUCUACAGUGACCACUCCGAAAACAGGCAGGGAUUCAAACUGGCCUACGAAGGUGAGGUAUACUCUGUUUUGAUCAACCAUGUGAAACAGUGUAUUCCCUACCCGUCUAGCUCAGUUUCUUCUAAAAGAGCUUGGUCUCUAUUGGUUUCAAUUGACAAUUUUGGUACUUGAAUAUUGUUUUGGGGGCCUUUGUGCCAUAUCUGGAAAACAGUCUAUGGAAAAGACUGAUGUGAAAUCCUCAUCGACACCGUUUUUAUCUAUCUUCUGUUGAUAUGGUCCCGUAUAGCUCAGUUGCUAGAGCAUGGCGUUUGCAACGCCAGGGUUGUGGGUUCGAUUCCCACGGGGGGCCAGUAUGAAAAAUAUAUGCACUCACUAACUGUAAGUCGUUCUGGAUAAGAGUGUCUGCUAAAUGACUUAAAUGUAAACAUGCUCUAGCUUUCUUUUUAGGACGCAACUCAGAGUGAUUAAAUGUUAAAUACAAAAUAGAUGGAAUGUCAGAUUCAAGGACUUAAGUGCCUGUCAGUUAAAUUAUCUGAGAAUCUGCCCUCUCAGGAUCAUUGAGAGGUUACUCCAUUAUGUGGCUGCUCCCGCCUGGAGAAAACAUUCAGAAUCAAUGGAGAGUGGCAUUUAGAUGUUGAGUGCAUGGCUUCCACCUUACAAGAGAUAACCCUGUAUGUCUUCUUCUCCCACUUCUAGGCCAGAGGGUUCAUAUUCUGGCUUUCCCUCCUCUCCUCUCAGCAAACAAACAACCACAUGGCUAGAAUACCACAUCUAAUUUAGCAAUUGCUGCUUACAGGCUAGUUCAUUGUUGCCUGGCUACCCAAACUUCUUUCUCCGGCCAAACGCUACACCACGCCCACGGACGUUAGUUUCUUCUCCGCAAUGAGUCUGGAUCUGAAUACCUACCCGAAGAUUUCUAGAACGCAAACACAUUCUAACCAUUCUGAUUGGUCCCAGAAACCGAUGGGUUGGGCCAGAGCCAGAACACACGUGGGUAAAGCAGUUUUUUUUAAAGUAUUCAUUGGCGUUGAUACUCUGAUUGGUUAGAGAUGAUCCAAACACUGAUUACUUUUAUAUAACACCCCUCAUUUUGGCGUUCUCAGACUGAAGCCUGUAGCGAACAUAGAACUGCGGAAUAAUUCAAUUUGAGUCGUCAGGCAACGUUAAUUGUAUUAAAAAAAGAAAUGUGAAUGCGAUCGUCAAUUAUCAGCUUUAUCAAGCUUCAUUAGCUUUUGGAGUAACGUUGAUGUAUUUUUAGGUUGAAAUAGAAAAGCUUGAUGGUUUCCUGAUGGCCAUUCUUUGUUGUUGGCAUAUGCUUGAAAUAGACAUGUCACAGUGACAUUUUGUGGAAAUGUGUCUGACAGGUGGCAUGUGUGUUCCAGUACUGUCUCAAAAGGUUAAGUGGGAUGAGUCACCUGUGGUGGAGAGACCACAAAAUUAGUUUGAAAAUGUUUUGUUCAAUUCUGUUUUUAUUUUGUUAUGAUGUAUGUACGUACAUUCCUGUUAUAAGAAUUAUGUGUAACCUCACCUUUUUUUUUCUCCCUCUCUCUCUCUCUCCCUCUCUCUCUCUCUCUCUCUCUCUUUCUCUCUUUCUCUCUCUCUCUCUCGUGUUUUAGCAUAUGAAUUGCAGAAUUGCCAAGACCCUACUCAAUUCCCUAACGGAUAUAUAAUUAAUAAUGACUACAAUGCUGGCCAGUCAAUAACUUUUGAGUGCUUUCCUGGAUACGUUCUGAUUGGACAUCCUGUGCUCACAUGCCAACAUGGAAUCAACAGAAAAUGGAAUCAUCCCUUUCCCCGGUGUGAGGGUGAGCAUGAGUUAAUAUGAUAUAUUUCAGAUGUUUUACCAAAUGCAUCAAUGACUUCUUUGCUUUACAAUUUAUCAAACUCUUUGAGAAUGUAUUUGUUAGGAAGUGUUUAACCCUACACUAGAUAUGAAAAUUCCAUUAUUUAAUCCUCGUAAUGCUCUUGAAGUGAAGUUCUGUUUUGUUACUCUGUACGAAAAAAUGGUAGUGUUUCCCUAAACUGACUCUAAUUACUGCCUUUGAAAACUGCUCCAGUUAAGACCCACACUACUGGGACGUCUUCUAAAUUGCUUCUGAAUUGAGAAAACAAAUUCUAACCGUUCUGGCAAAGGCUUAAUCAAUCAAUACCGCCAAAGAUUUCUCAGAGUCGUCCCAAGCGAAAAAAUUAAGUAUAUUUUAAUAUAUUACAGUAUACUACAGUAUACUUAACUAUACAAAAAUAUUGAAUAAUAUACUUCAAAUACGAGAUGUAUUUUUCUAGUAUACAGUGGCUUGCGAAAGUAUUCACCCCCCUUGGCAUUUUCCCAAUUUUGUUGCCUUACAACCUGGAAUUAAAAUUGAUUUUUUUGGGGGGGGUGAAUUUGAUUUACACAGCAUGCCUACCACUUUGAAGAUGCAAAAUAUUUUUUAUUGUGAAACAAACAAGUAAUAAGAAAAAAACUGAAAAUUUGAGCGUGCAUAACUAUUCACCCCCCCCAAAGUCAAUACUUUGUAGAGCCACCUUUUGCAGCAAUUACAGCUGCAAGUCUCUUGAGGUAUGUCUCUAUAAGCUUGGCACAUCUAGCCACUGGGAUUUUUGCCCAUUCUUCAAGGCAAAACUGCUCCAGCUCCUUCACGUUGGAUGGGUUCCGCUGGUGUACAGCAAUCUUUAAGUCAUACCACAGAUUCUCAAUUGGAUUGAGGUCUGGGCUUUGACUAGGCCAUUCCAAGACGUUUAAAUGUUUCCCCUUAAACCACUCAAGUGUUGCUUUAGCAGUAUGCUUAGGGUCAUUGUCCUGCUGGAAGGUGAACCUCUGUCCCAGUCUCAAAUCUCUGGAAGACUGAAACAGGUUUCCCUCAAGAAUUUGCCUGUAUUUAGUGCCAUCCAUCAUUCCUUCAAUUCUGACCAGUUUCCCAGUCCCUGCCGAUGAAAAACAUCCCCACAGCAUGAUGCUGCCACCACCAUGCUUCACUGUGGGGAUGGUGUUCUCGGGGUGAUGAGAGGUGUUGGGUUUGCGCCAGACAUAGUGUUUUCCUUGAUGGCCAAAAAGUUCAAUUUUAGUCUCAUCUCAUAAAAAAAUAUCAGAAACUUUGAACAUCCCACGGAGCACCAUUAAAUCCAUUAUAAAAAAAUUGAAAGAAUAUGGCACCACAACAAACCUGGUGGGCGGCCCUCUCUUGGCAGGCUUGUUGUGGUGCCAUAUUCUUUCCAUUUUUUAAUAAUGGAUUUAAUGGUGCUCCGUGGGAUGUUCAAAGUUUCUGAUAUUUUUUUAUAACCCAACCCGGAUUUAACUAAUUAUGUAACUUCUGAAGGUAAUUGGUUGCACCAGAACUUAUUUAGGGGCUUCAUAGCAAAGGGGGUGAAUACAUACAGUGAGGGAAAAAAGUAUUUGAUCCCCUGCUGAUUUUAUACGUUUGCCCACUGACAAAGAAAUGAUCAGUCUAUAAUUUUAAUGGUACGUUUAUUUGAACAGUAAGAGACAGAAUAACAAAAAUCAAUCAGAAAGAUUUCUGGCUCCCAGGUGUCUUUUAUACAGGUAACGAGCUGAGAUUAGGAGCACACUCUUAAAGGGAGUGCUCCUAAUCUCAGCUUGUUACCUGUAUAAAAGACACCUGUCCACAGAAGCAAUCAAUCAAUCAGAUUCCAAACUCUCCAUCAUGGCCAAGACCAAAGACCUCUCCAAGGAUGUCAGGGACAAGAUUGUAGACCUACACAAGGCUGGAAUGGGCUACAAGAACAUCGGCAAGCAGCUUGGUGAGAAGGUGACAAUAGUUGGUGCGAUUAUUCGCAAAUGGAAGAAACAUAAAAUAACUGUCAAUCUCCCUCGGCCUGGGGCUCCAUGCAAGAUCUCACCUCGUGGAGUUGCAAUGAUUGAGAAUGGUGAGGAAUCAGCCCAGAACUACACGGGAGGAUCUUGUCAAUGAUCUCAAGGCAGCUGGGACCAUAGUCAUCAAGAAAACAAUUGGUAACACACUACGCCGUGAAGGACUGAAAUCCUGCAGCGCCCGCAAGGUCCCCCUGCUCAAGAAAGCACAUAUACAGGCCCGUCUGAAGUUUGCCAAUGAACAUCUGAAUGAUUCAGAGGAGAACUGGGUGAAAGGGUUGUGGACAGAUGAGACCAAAAUCGAGCUCUUUGGCAUCAACUCAACUCGCCGUGUUUGGAGGAGGGGAGGAAUGCUGCCUAUGACCCCAAGAACACCAUCCCCACCGUCAAACCUGGAGAUGGAAACAUUAUGCUUUGGGGGUGUUUUUCUGCUAAGGGGACAGGACAACUUCACCGCAUCAAAGGGACGAUGGACAGGGCCAUGUACCGUCAAAUCUUGGGUGAGAACCUCCUUCCCUCAGCCAGGGCAUUGAAAAUGGGUCGUGGAUGGGUAUUCCAGCAUGACAAUGACCCAAAACACACUGCCAAGGCAACAAAGGAGUGGCUCAAGAAGAAACACAUUAAGGUCCUGGAGUGGCCUAGCCAGUCUCCAGACCUUAAUCCAAUAAAACAUCUGUAGAGGGAGCUGAAGGUUCGAGUUGCUAAACGUCAGCCUCGAAACCUUAAUGACUUGGAGAAGAUCUGCAAAGAGGAGUGGGACAAAAUCCCUCCUGAGUUGUGUGUAAACCUGGUGGCCAACUACAAGAAACGUCUGACCUCUUUGAUUGCCAACAAGGGUUUUGCCACCAAGUACUAAGUCAUGUUUUGCAGAGGGGUCAAAUACUUAUUUCCCUCAUUAAAAUGCAAAUCAAUUUAUAACAUUUUUGACAUGCGUUUCUCUGGAAUUUUUUAAUAUGUUGUUAUUCUGUCUCGCUGUUCAAAUAAACCUACCAUUAAAAUUAUAGACUGAUCAUGUCUUUGUCAGUGGGCAAACAUACAUAAUCAGCAGUGGAUCAAAUACCUUUUUCCCUCACUGUAUGCACUUACCACUUUUCCGUUAUUUAUUUUUUAGAAUUUAUUGAAACAAGUUAUUUUUUAAAUUCCACUUCACCAAUUUGGACUAUUUUGUGUAUGUCCAUUACAUGAAAUGCAAAUAAAAAUCCAUUUAAAUUACAGGUUGUAAUGCAACAAAAUAGGAAAAACGCCAAGAGGUAUGAAUACUUUUGCAAGGCACUGUAUCUGAAGUAUACGAUAAAUAUAAUAUAAUUACACUUCAACACACUUAAGUGUACUUUAUAUUCAUAGUUUUUUCAGUCUUUUAGUAUACUAUAAAUAUACUAUCAUCAACCUUUAAUACACUUAUUAAAAGUGUACUUUAAAUUCAUUGUUUUUUUAGUCUUUUAGUAUACUAUAAAUAUACUAUCAUCAACCUUUAAUACACUUAUUAAAAGUGUACUUUAAAUUCCUUGGUUUUCAGCCUUAAAGUAUACUAUAUGUUCACUAUCAUUAAACUUAAACACACAUUAAAACUGUACUUCAAUUCCAUAUGCUUCAUUUGUAAUUUAGUAUAUUCAUGAAGCAUUGAUUUAUUUCGAGUGAAACUCUGCUUGUGAGUGAUCAAGUACACUAUAAGUAUAAAGGGCCUUGCAAAAGUAUUCAUACCCCUUGUAUUUCUUGAAAUUGUGUUGUGUUAAAAGCGGGAUUAAAAUUGAUUUAAUUGUCAUUUGUUGUCAACAAUGAACUCAAAAUACUCUGUAAUGUCAAAGUAAAAAAUAAAUAAAUAAGAUUAAUACAAAUUUGAUAACUAAAAUAUAGUCAUUGCAUAAGUAUUCACCCCCUUUGUUUAGGAAAGCCUACAUUAGUUCAGGAGUAAAAUGUGGCUUAACAAAUCACGUGAUAUAUUGGGGGUUGACAUUUUUUUUUUAUGACUAACCCUUCCUCUGUCCCCCAUACAUACAACAUCUGUAAGGUCCCUCAGUCAAAUAAUGCAUUUCAGGCACAGAUUGAAAUACAGACCAAGGAGCCUUUUCGAAAGCCUCAUAAAAGGGUAGUGAUUGGUAGAUCGGUAACAAUAUCCAAUCAGACAUUGAAUAUCUCUUUAAGCAUGGUCCAGUUAAUAAUUAUGCGGUGGAUUAUGUAUUAAACCACCCAGACACAGAUACAGUCGUCCUUCUGAACUGAGCUGCAGGACAGGAAUGAAACUGCUCAGGGAUGUUCCAGUAGGCCAUUGGUGAUUUGUAAAACAGUUACAGAGUUCAAUGGCUGUGAUGGGAGAAAACUGAUAAUGGAUCAACAACAUUGGUGUGACUCCACAAGACAGAGUUAAAAGAAUAAUACAACUAUACAGAAUACAAAUAUUCCAAAACAUACAUCUUGUAUGCAACAAGGCACUAAAGUAUUCUGAAAAAAAAACUUUGGGCCUAAAUGCAAAGCCUUUUGUUUUGGUCAAAUCCAACACAACACAUCACUGAGUAACUGCCGCCUUCUUUUCAAGCAUGGUGGUGGCUGCAUCAUGGUAUGGGUAUGCUUGACAUCGGCAAAUACUGGGGAGUUGUUCAGGAUAAAAAAUAAACGGGUGGAGCUAAGCACAUGCAAAAUCCUAGAGGAAAACCUGCUUCAGUCUUGCUUACCAAGAAGUGAAUGUUCCUGAGUGGCCAAGUUACAGUUUUGACUUAAAUCUGCUUGAAAAUCUAUGGCAAGAUUUGGAAAUUGCUGUGUAGCAAUGCUCACCAACAUGUUGACAGAGAUUGAAGCAUUAAGAAAAGAAUAAGGGGCUAAUAUUGCACAAUCCAGGUGUGUAAAACUCUUAGAGACUUACGCAAGAACACAGCUGUAAUCAGUUCCAAAGGAGUUUCUAACAUACAGUAUAUUGAAUCAGGGGGUUGAAUACUUAUGCAAUGACUAUAUUUUAGUUAUUUCAUUUCUAUCAAUCUUUUCAACAAAAAAAAUAUAGAAAUCUUCCACUUUGACAGAGUAUUUUGUGUUGAAAAUUACAAUUAAAUCAAUUUUAAUUCUACUUUGUAACAAUAAAAUGUGAAGAACUCCAAGGGAUAUGCAUACUUUUGCUAGGCACUGUAGUUUCAGUGCCAAUAAUGAGUUUUGAAGUACUUUCUGAAUUCCUGUUCAGAAGAGUGCAGAGAAAGUUUACAAUAAUAAUAAUAAUAAUGCCAUUUAGCAGACGACUUACAGUCAUGCGUGCAUACAUUUUUACGUAUGGGUGGUCCUGGGGAUCGAACCCACUACCCUGGCGUUACAAGUGCCAUGCUCUACCAAUUGAGCUACAGAGGACCAUGAUAAUAAUCAUUUAUUCCAUAUAAGGAAACAUGCACAUAUCUCAAGAAAAUAUACUUAAGUAUACUUUCAAAAAAGUAUAUUUAACUUAAAUGUCUACUAAAUAUAUUUAAAGUAUACUUUCAAAAACGCAUGAGCACAAACAUUUUCAUAUUACCCAGCAUCCUUUUCUGCAGCUGAAGUUUUGAUUUAUAAUAGGAUAGUGUUCCUCAUAUUUAGCUUAUUCUAAUAUUUUGAUGUUCAUUUUCAAACUGAAUAAUGUUGUACUUUUAAAUACACAUUACAUUUUAUUGAAAUGUUAACUUAUUACCGUAAUGUGAAUAACUAAAGUGUGAAAUGCCAAUGGUGCACAGUUCUCAAAAGCGUUACUUGUAAAUUGCUGCUCCAGCUACAUCCGCUUUCUAAAUAGUAUGUUAACAUUGGCUGAGAAGAUGCCUUGGUCAAUCAAGGUAACCUUUACAUGGCUAAUUACAAUAGCUGAUGUGCUUAAUUAGUAGAAGUGUAUUUGUAAAAGUAUACUUGAAACACAGCAUAAAUACACUAUUUAAAAAAGAAAAUACAGGAAUUCGAAUUCAAAUAUUUUUUUUUUUAUAAUUAUAAUUUAUGAGAAAUAUACAUAAUAUGUUCCUGAGGUGUAUUCGAAGUAUAUUUGUUUUGCUCUUUAUCUAUACUAAGAAUAUACUUAAGAACAAAAAAAGUGUCCCAAUUUAGAUAAUUUUAAGUGUAGUUAAUAUACUUAAAUGCUAAUAAAAUACGACUAAAAUUGACAUUAAAUGCAAUAAAUGUUCCAAUUUAGAUUAUUUUAAAUAUACUUAAAAUAUGUUAAUAAGGUAUAAUUUAAGUAUAUAAAAAAUAUAUAUAUAAUCCCACUUGGGGUCCCUCAUUCAACCACACUUUUCAGCAUCAGGGUAUUGUGUUUUUGCAGUGUAUUUGGUGUGUUCGGUUCAUGUUGAAGUAUCUAAAGUCAUUGCCGCAUCCCUUUUUAGUUUCAAAGCUCAAUGUGCAGAAUUGACUAAUCCCGGAAAACAGGAAGAGACACCAUGAUAGUGCAAUAAAGUGUGAGGUUUACUCUGUUGUCAACACAGUCAAAACUAUCAUGAUUGCUGCUCAUAUUUCAUCUGCAAGUAGUACAGUAUACAGAAUUUGCAGACAAAUAUUUGAAAUGAAGGUUCAAUUGGUGAAGUAAUGCUCUUAAAUUGUUAGCAGACAAAGCCAAGCAAAGCUACCGAGACCAAUCCACUUAACAUCAAUUCCCACUACAUGCUACACAUACCCUCUGUGAUGAUACUGCUCCCUUUUCCGUUCUACUGCAGCGCCAUGUGGCUACAACAUGACAGCUCAGAAUGGCACCAUAUUCUCGCCCGAAUACCCAAAUGAGUACCCUAACUCACAGGACUGCACCUGGCUUAUCAUCGUGCCACAUGGACAUGGCAUUUACAUCAACUUCACCCUGCUUCAGACGGAGCCUGUCACGGAUUACAUUGCUGUAUGGUAAGGGAUUAAUGAUUCUCCCAACGCCCAUCGGUUAAUCAUUGGCUGAUAUGUAUUUUCUAUUAAGAACUACCAUUUACAUCACAGCAUAGGAAGAUAUACUAAGAAUACAGCAAGACAGGAAACAAAUCAUCAUAUUACUGUACAGUGCAUGUUGCCUUAACUCCCUUUACUAGUGAAGAUGCACUUGAAUGUCACAAUAGAAUAAUUUGCGUCACUCAAGAGUGGAUUAAAACACUGUAUAUCAAUGGGGAAAAUACACACUUUCUGUCACAAUACAGACCUCUGUGAGUUAUAUAAGUUAUUCAUAUUCGAAGCCAUUAAAAGAGGCCAGGAGUCUGUAAAGUCAUCAUUUUUAGCUUUUUCAUUCAACACAGUCUGUAAUUUAAUGCUUUUAUAUGAAAGUGAGCACAAAUCUUGCUAUAGAUUUGAGAACAAAUCAAUUCAACCAAGACACACUGAAAUGCUGGACAUUAUUGUACUCUUUAACAUGUGCGUUAUAAAUGUAAUGCAUUUUCAAUGUCUUCUGGUCUCUUCCAGGGAUGGCCCUGAGCAGAGCUACCCACAACUUGGGAUUUUCAGUGGUAAUACGGCGCUAGAGUCAGCCUACAGUUCUUUCAAUCAGGUCCUUAUCAAGUUUCACAGUGACUUCUCCACAAGUGGAUUCUUUGUCCUCAAUUUCCAUGGUUAGUUUCUCUUCCAAAUCAAAAAUGUUGUAGCUAAAAUGCAAUGAAUGCUGUUAAGGCUUGCUGAAUCACUGUUUAAAAAUAUAUCAGAAAUAAAGUAUUCUCAUGUUUUUACUAUGAGUUCGGGUAAGUGUAGUCAAUUUUAGUGUAGCAGUUUGUAUUUAUAUAUCCCUUUAUUUUGUUUUAUAACCUAUCAAUGCGGGUGACAUAUUUGAUAAUGAUGUUUUUCAAAUGGAUACAAUUAUGUGAUUUAAGGAAUAAUUUCUCCAUGUUGUAGCCAUCAUUUGCAAACAGAGUUUGGCGAAAUACUUAUUAUUUCUCUCCUCCAGCCUAUCGCCUGAAGAAAUGCCCACCUCCCCCGACAGUGGAAGAAGCUGAAAUAGUAUAUGAAGAUCAAGAUUAUGAAAUAGGUUAGUGUGCACCAGGGAGAUGAUAAACAGAGGGUUAUCCACACAUUCAUCAUUUAUUAGUUGCAGUGGAAUGUCAGGCAGUGAUCCGCUACUUGUUUCAGUUCAAACAUGUUCCUAUGUGACUUUGAAUCAAAGAGGGUAUACUGUACCAUGGUGGAGUGUGAACCUCAUUCUUGCUCAGGCUUGAAGGGGAAAUUGAAUUGAAAUGUGUUACAUACAUAUUGUCACUAAUGCUGCAGUUUUUGGACAACCAUGUUAGGGUUAUAACCAGUGUUGUAGUAUUCAAGACCAGUCUUGGUCUCGAGUCCAGUCUCGAGACACAUAUUGAGUGUCUCGGUCUUGUCUCGGUGCCAGAUACAUUUUUGCUCGGUCUCAGACAAUGAGAACUCUUAAUUUCUUGCUGAGACCAAUCGAGACCAGCGGAGUGAAAAACUCAUAAUUAUCAGCUCCCAUUCAGUCAGCCCAUAAAACCGCUUUGCCAGGCCAAAUGUCGACACUCCUUCAUGACACAUUAAUAUCUUAUUGCCUAUUGAAACCUGGGCUUCCUACUUUUCUUAUAACAUUAGUUACCUACUGUCCUUUACUUUCGUUGAAAGAUAUUCUCAAACUUUGUCGCGCUCAUCAGAAUUUCCUUGAUUCGCUGGUAUGGAAGAGUGGGGGACAUUGUUUGAAAGUUGCACACUUUUCAUUAGUAAGGGGAGUCCGGGGGAAGCUGUAACAUGGCUUUUUAUCUAUUAUAGACCUCGUCGGGUUAGUGGUAAUUUAUGAGUGGCUCUCUAUUUGCCCUCAGCAUGCAUUUUCUCACCAUUCUGAAUGUCUAAAGAAUCCAUAUGUUCUUCUGAAAUAUGAACACAGAAAUACUGGACAUUUUGACCUCUUAAUAUGGUGAUGAUUUGACACAAUUAUAAUCAUGGUCUUGAAUUGGACUCACAUUUUUCUGGUCUCGGUCUUGACUUGGUCUUGGACCCUUCGACCGCUCCCGGUCUCGGUAUUUGUUCCGGUCUUGAAUCAGUCUCACUUUAGGUGGUCUCGAACACAACACCGGUUAUAACACAGGCUGUUAUGUAAUAUAGCUGUUGGUAUUGUCUCUAGAGACAUAACCUUAACAUCCAAUGUAGGUUUCCAUCAGAUGUUGAUAAUGUCACAUCUGCUAUAAGAUGUAUGAAAUAAUUAUUUUGUCCAGGAGACAUUGUGAAGUAUCGCUGCUUCCCUGGAUUUACACUGGUAGGCAACAGUGAGCUUACCUGUAAGCUCAACUCUCAUCUCCAGUUUGAGAGUCCUCCGCCUACUUGUGAAGGUAAGAGAAUGUUCUGACCGGCCUUUUCUGAUUAUUUUUAUUUAUCUUUUUUUUCCUUGGAAAGUUAUAACAGGAGGUGAACUUUCAGCUCAGAUUGUUCCAAUAAAUGAUUUAUUUUAUCUGCUUUUACAAGCAUGUCAGUUUGCUGCCCUUUGACAUUCUAUCCAAAUCAAAUCAAAUUGUAUUUGUCACAUUUUCCCCGAAUACAACAGGUGUAGACCUUACAGUGAAAUGCUUACUUGCCAAGAUCCUUGUUUCCUUGCAUCGUUAUGAUGACUCCGUUAUACUACAGUAUUAUUAGGCAUUGAUUCAAAGUUGUGUGUAUCACCCUGGUAAAAAAAACAAACAACCUUUUUUUGUCAUGGUAGUGCAGUGCUGCUAGUGCCUCUGUGUCUCUUUGUAAUCAGAGCUCUAACAGAAGUGAGUCACAGAUUUAAUGGCUUAUUCAUACAUAUCAUUUCUAAUUAUAGUGCCAACGCGUUGACACAGAUGGGAGGCAGCACUAUGUCUCUAUUAAAGCACAGUACAAAGCACUACCAAGCCUUUUUGGGGAGAUAUGGAGAAGCACAGCAGAGUUUCCUUGAAUGUUGAAAUUCCGUAAUGGAGCUAAGCAGCUAUGGUCCAUUCGGUUUGUUUUAUUUGCCCACAGGGUAGAAUAUGAAAAUGGAAAAUGCCUUCACAUUAUUUAUUGUCGUAGAUCACUAACCCUGAGCCCAUUUGGUUUUGCAACCUGAAGAGGUUCACAAGAACUACAGUUGAGGUGAUAAAGAUGUGUACUGUAGCAACAAUUACCUUUUUCACAUGAGUAAUUCUUGUCUGCUUGUGUUUGUUGUGCUUUUAGCCCAGUGUCCUGCAAAUGAAGAACGCGCCUCCUCAUCCGGGGUUAUCCUUAGUCCAGGUUUCCCUAAAAACUACCCCAAUUCUCAGACCUGCUCCUGGGUCAUCAGAGUUCAACCUGCGUACACUAUCUCCAUCUUCGUGGAGAUGUUUCAGAGUGAGAAGCAGUUCGACGAACUUGAGAUCUUUGAUGGUAGUUUCCUUUUCCAACAGCCAACUAAGUCACACACGAUGGCUUUUUUGUGCAGUUUUUAAAUGCUUAUGCGAUGUCAGCGAUGCGUAACAUUUUAAAAAAUACUCUACGACGAGCACUGUAAUCUUUUAGUGUUUCUUUUUAUCCGUUAGGACCAUCUGGCCAGAGCCCUUUGCUGGUGGCCCUUAGUGGAAAUCAUUCCACACAGUUAAACUUUACAAGCAAGACCAACCACCUUUACCUGAGAUGGUCCACUGAUCAUGCAACCAGCAAAAGAGGGUUCAAAAUCCGCUACACAGGUUUGUAGUGCAUAACCAUAUGUUUCCUUUUGCGAUAAGACAUUAUGUUUCACAUUUGCUUUGGGGAUGCCUACAGCUUUGCAUCACAAUUCUUAAUGGGGAGACUGUUAUGUUUCGAGAUUACUUCUACCCCCAUGCCAUAAGACUGCUAAAUAGUUAAUUAAUGGUUACCCGGACUAUCUGCACUGACCCUAUCUUGCACUGACUCUAUGCACACUCACAAGACUACAGUAUAUACUGUAUACACAUGCUCACACACACACACUACACUGACACUCUCACACAAAACCCACACACAUUCACAUACACUACACACCCACACACACACACAACACACACGCAUACCGGCAAUACAAACACACAUACACACACACGCAUACGACACAACACAAACACACAUAAACACACACACACUUUUACACUCAUCAUAUGCUGCUGCUACUCUGUUCUUUAUUUUACUCUUAUUAUUAUAUAUCCUGAUGCCUAGUCACUUUACCCUGAUUUCAUGUACAUAUCUACCUCAGAUCCCUCGUACCCCUGCACAUUGAUCUGGUAAUGGAACUCCCUGUAAAUAGCUCCACAGUGAUCUGGUAAUGGUACUCCCUGUAAAUAGCUCCACAGUGAUCUGGUAAUGGUACUCCCUGUAAAUAGCUCCACAGUGAUCUGGUAAUGGUACUCCCUGUAAAUAGCUCCACAUUGAUCUGGUAAUGGUACUCCCUGUAAAUAGCUCCACAGUGAUCUGGUAAUGGUACUCCCUGUAAAUAGCUCCACAGUGAUCUGGUAAUGGUACUCCCUGUAAAUAGCUCCACAUUGAUCUGGUACUGGUACUCCCUGUAAAUAGCUCCACAGUGAUCUGGUAAUGGUACUCCCUGUAAAUAGCUCCACAGUGAUCUGGUAAUGGUACUCCCUGUAAAUAGCUCCACAGUGAUCUGGUAAUGGUACUCCCUGUAAAUAGCUCCACAUUGAUCUGGUACUGGUACUCCCUGUAAAUAGCUCCACAGUGAUCUGGUAAUGGUACUCCCUGUAAAUAGCUCCAUUCUUGUGUUAGUUUUUAUUUUUAUUAUAAUUGUUUUACUCUGCAUCGUUGGAAAAGGCUUGUAAGCAAGCAUUUCACGGUUAAGUCCACACCUGUUGUAUUCGGCACAUGUGACAAAUACAAUUUGAUUUGUACGAAUUCUGAAACAUUUGAACUAAAGUACAUUCAAAAUGGGGGAAAAGCACCAUAGCCUUUUCCUCUGGUAUGGGUGUCAGAGAAGAUUAUACACCAGCGUCUGUCCUCUGAGGCAGUUGCUUUGGUCCCAAUUUAGGUCAAAGAGUGUGAGGAAGUCAGACUUUUCCAAGUUAGCCCUCAUUAGGCUGGGCCCAGACAUGUAUACCUGCAGGGAUCCUUUUGCAAGUCCUCCAUAAUAGAGGUCAAAGAUCCCAUAAUGAAUUUGGCUGAAUAACUGCCAUGUCCAGUGCCUCAAACAGACAUUUCAACCAAUGACCAAACAUGAUAUAUAGCUCACAAAGCCCAGUGGCAAUGAUUACUCUCCAUUUCUUUUCUCUUCUUUUCUCUCCCUCUGCCUUUUCUGUCACUUUUCUUCUCUCUAUUCAUUUUAGUCGAUCCUUUUGCCACUCCAGCCCCUGUGCUAGUUAUUAUUCCAGUUUGUUUCCACGUUUCCCCAUUUAUUCAAUUUGCCAUCCCUUGUGCUGUGGAGAAGAAAUUAAUGAUUCGGAGUAAAAAAUGGUUACAUUGCAUUGAGGCCUGACGUGUCAGAAUGAGUGAUGGUUUCUGAAGGCUUCAGAAUGGCUAACAUGGUGCUGUCAGACUGUGUAAAAGGCUUUUUAAAUAAUGCAGGGAUGUUGAACACAGAGACUGUAAUACACCUCUGCUUGAUCUUUACAAAACUGCUUUGGGAGCAAAGAAGUUUUUAUCCAGCCAGAGGAAUUUUUUCCCCCUUCGUCUUUAACAGUCCAUUGGGCAUUCAUCAAAGUAAAUUAGAAUGAUAUGCUGCCUGGAGUUUUAACAUGUGGUCUAAUCACCCAGAACCUAGACUCAACCAUUUAGUACGAUUAAUCUGAUGGAUGGUUUUAACUUAGGGCAGAGGAUUUUGAGAAUUCUGGAAAAUACUUAUGUAAUGUCAUGUUAUACAAAUUUAAUGUAAUAUAAAGUACUAAUGUAUAUGUAGCGUAUAUCGUUAAUCAUUUAGAUGGUGGAAUGAUAUAGAAAACACUUAACAUGCUCUUUUUUUUCAAUUUAGCUCCUUAUUGUAGCAUUAAUGACCCACCUGGAAAUGGAGGGGUGUUUAAUCGAACAAGAGAGCACCCAGGAAGCAAGCUUCAGUACUAUUGUUAUGCUGGCUACAGGCUCGUGGGCCCCAGAAAUUCCACCUGCCGGUUGCAUCGGAAUGGACUGUAUCAUUGGGAUGCCCCAGCUCCACUAUGUCAAGGUAAUGCAGAGCUGCGAAUGACAUUUACUGACUCGAGGGGGAUUCACUAUAAUCUUAUGUCUGGAGGCUCCCUCUUGUCACAAUGUGUUUGUGUCUGCACAAAUCUGGAGGAAUUGUGAUUCAUUGUCUUUCUUUCUUUCUUUUUUCUCUUUGCUCUUCAACAUAGCAGGCUACAAUUCAUUAAUAUUUCCUAAUGUCAUAAUAAUAUAUAUAAUGAGUCUUUUAACAAACUUUGUUCAGAAGUAUAUCAUUGACAGUUAUGUAAAAGGCCCUUUUUUAUAUUAUGUUAAUUAGUGUGACAGCCCGUUGCUCUAAGCAAAGGAUAUGUAUAUUUGCAUAAAGGAAUAGAGGAUAAGGUGGAGCUAAUUACUUCUGGGGGUUGUAUCUGUACAUGCCUGUUUACGAGCAUGCAAGGCAAUUAUCUCUUUAAAUGUACUGUGUCCCCACAUUUGUGGUAAACUACAGGUGGGUAACUAGCGUACAAAACAAUGGAGCUGUUUGUUAUUCUCACUAAACCUGAUUGUAAAUUAUAAUUCUAUUAGAUAAGAUUGAUUGUUCCACAGUAUUCUAAACAUGGUAUUUGAAUGGUAAAUGUUUGUUUAAGCAAAUUAAUGCCACAAUCUUCAAGGGAAAUAUCUGGUUUCCAUAGUACCCUAAUAGUUGGAACAUACACACUUUGCUUACUUCCUCUUUAUCCCCUUUGAGAUAUAAUGCCACUGAAGUCAGAACACUUCACGUUAUACCCUUUUAUUAGAAGUGGCCAUAGUGUCCACUAAUUAUGUGCCAUCAUUUCUGUAAGUGCUUAGAGUAAUCCAUGCAGCUGAGGUCAUCGUUUGAUGAGUGUAUCAUAUUAAUAUUUUAAUAUCUUUUCAUCGGCAGCUAUAUCUUGUGGAAUCCCUGAGUCUCCUGCCAAUGGUUCAUUCCAUGGUUUCCAGUACACAGUGGGAAGCAAAGUGAACUACCAGUGCAAUGAAGGGUACAGGAUGGAGACAAGUCUCCCAACGAGCGCCGUCUGUCUGGAGGAUGGGACAUGGAGCAACGCUGCACACCCACCUCUUUGUUUACGUGAGAAAAAUAACCUUUGUUUCUAUGCCAACAGUAUGAUGGUCCUCUGUAGCUCAGCUGGUAGAGCACGGCGCUUGUAACGCCAAGGUAGUGGGUUCGAUCCCCGGGACCACCCAUAAACAAAAAAUGUAUGCACGCAUGACUGUAAGUCGCUUUGGAUAAAAGCGUCUGCUAAAUGGCAUAUUAUUAUUAUUAUUAUUAUUAUUAUAAUAAUAAAUUCCCCUGCCUCAUUGAGCCAAUGCAGUCAAUGCAGGUCUCAUUAAUGUCCUCCUUAGAGAGUAAUGUGGAGCAGGUAGCGGGUGAGAUGAGAGCAAUAAUGACUAGAUUGUUGCGGUUAAGCACUCACAAAAAACUAAUGGUAGGAUGCAACCCGCCCCUAGAGGCCUGCUUUACCAGAAACACACUAAGCAAUCAUGUUGGAGUCAUUUUGGGACAUGACUGUAUAAAUUACAUUUUAAUACCUCAAUGAAUGUGAUGUAUGUGAAUAUAGUAUAUAUAACAAAUACUUUUAUACUCAUUAUACUUUCUAGUUUUAUAUCAGAAAGUGCUUUGGCAUUUCUCAGUUUUAACAAUAGAUAGAAUAUAAUACUCUCUAUACUGGACAUAAACUGAUAAUGCACAUAAGGCUUUUAGAAUAUUAAAUUGCCAAAUAUAGAGAAAAGAAAGGAAAUAGAGAAAUGUAUCUCUGUCAUGUCUGGCUUUUUGAGUGUGUUCCAUUAAAUCUGGCCUGUUCUCUCACCCCCACAGCAAUCCAGUGCCCUUACAUUGAGAGCAUGCUCUCAGAACACAUGGUGUGGCGGCUGAUCUCGGGGUCACUGAAUGAAUUUGGAGCUCAGAUAAUGCUAAGCUGCACUCCUGGUUUCUACCUGGGAGGCAGGAGGACCAUCAAGUGCUUAGCUAAUGGUACCUGGGCUGGAAUCGAAGAGAGGUCUACCUGCAAGAGUAAGAUACAGACUAUACAUCUACCACCAAGCUGCACUGCUUAGAGUUAUGGAAAAAUAAUAGGAAUAAUUAUCAUUCAUGAGGAUGGAGCACAAAAUAGUUGACAUUUUGAGUAUUAAUAGUACCUUGUUCUAAUUACUGAGAGCAAUUUCAUUGUCUGGCCAGAGCUGUUAUUCACACUGGCAGUUAAUACGUCUGAAAUCCUUCCUCUUUGUGGCUCCCAGUGUAUUUCUGGACUGAUGCAUGCAUAAUCCCCAGGAUCUGGUGUGGGCAGGAUCUGGUGUGGGAGCUGGGAAGUCACAAGGCAGUAUCCAAUCAUUUGUUUUGAUCACAGCUCUCCCUAUUUCCUCUGCAUAGACUUGCUGCGUAAACAAUAUACUGUAGUGGUGAUGAAGUAAUCAGGGAAAAUACACUCUGGCUAAUUAGAGGUCAGAGGGAGAAUGUAAAUAUUCUGAUUAGCGGGGACUUCAUAUUUAAUAGUUUUACAUGCCACAGUGAACAUGCAAAGGUACAUUGGCCUUGGCUUUGAUUGGGUGCAUCUAGGAGCCCCUGAUAAUUUCUGAUCAUUCCAUGUGUGCCUUUUUUACGGGGAAGACAUACAGUAUGCUGCAUGAGUACUCAUUUGUAUGUAUAGCCGAUGCAAUUACAUACUCUGUUUAGCGCCUCUUUUUUAUUCAUGUGGUGAACCAGACUGUAUGUGAAUUGAAAGAAGGUGAAUGCACACAGUGAUCCGCAGGGCACUGCUCUGCAUAGUUCCUUAAAAGUUUUCCCUCUUUAGUCAUUCCACUUGAAUCUGGUAGACAAACAAACAAGCACACUGUUGCGUACAAUAGAACGAUAUGACAAAACAGAAAUAAGGGUAAUAUACAGUAUAAUGCCUGUUGGCAUAAUGGCCAGCAAUAUGUGUUUACAAAAGGUAGUUGCAUAUUCAAAUUAUUGUAACAUUUACAGGUAAUUUGUUAGGGCUGAAUCAAUCAGCUGCUGUAAGACACGUUUCACUUCCCCAUUUAGUGUUCUAGUACAAAUACACAAUACUCUGCAUACCUUUCAUCCAGGGAUAUCUAGUAACUAGAUCAAAAUUCUCCACUAAUCAUUCCUCAUUGUGGAAUUUGUUUCCACUCAGGCACAGUGGCGUGCAACCAAGUAUAACCCAGUCUCUGAUUGUCUGUGUCACUUCCAGUUAUCUCGUGUGGGGACCUCCCCUCUCCUCCCUAUGGCAACAAGAUAGGAACCCUGACUACGUUUGGCGCCACAGCGAUCUUCAUGUGUAAUACGGGCUACACACUGGUUGGGUCACAUGUGAGGGAAUGUGGGACUAAUGGGCUCUGGAGCGGAGUGGAAACCAAGUGUCUUGGUACAGUAUAAAUGGUUUUCUAAUGCUUAAGUUUUCUUUCUUUUCUCAUCCCGGACGAGACCCAAAAUUGUAUCAUCCUGGACGAGUCCCCAAUUUUAUGAUCUUGUAUUAGCCCCAAAUGGGCUUGCACAUCUUUAUGGUUUUCACAUCAUUAUGCCAAAAGCACAUUAAGAUUCCUCAGGUUACAGUUGUGUUUACAGUUUCAAACUCUUGAAGGUCAUGAUUUCUCUUCAAUUACCAGCGUCCAAAAUGUUAUGUAGGAAACUUUUUAUGUUGAUCCUUCUAUCCAUGAGAUUUAAUCCGAACCCAGCAGUCAACUCCAAAAUGUCAGUUAAAAAUGAAGAUAUACCACCCCUCAUUAUUAUCAAUUAGAUUAUUGAUUAGAUUAAAUUAUAGAGGCAGUUCUCCCCACAAAUACAUUCAUUAUUGGGGGAAGAAAGGAUAAAAUACAUUUUUAUGUGUUAUAUCUUUUUAUAUGUCAAAGUGCCAAAUAGUUUUACAGUCCUGAGAAUAUUUUAAAAGAUUUGUGUUAGGGAAUAAGAAGAAAGUUUGCAUCACAAAUGUACUUUUUCAUGCCAAUCCAUACUAAUGUAUCAACUAUUUUAAGUUUUAUCUAACUGAAAAAGUUAUACAAUUAUUUGGUUUAUUCUCCCUUCUAGCUGGCCACUGUGACUCCCCUGAUCCAAUCAUCAAUGGUCACAUAAGUGGAGAUGGCUCCAGUUAUCGUGACACUGUUGUCUAUCAGUGCAACCUGGGCUUUCGCCUUAUUGGAACAUCGGUUCGGAUCUGUCAACAGGACCACAGAUGGUCUGGAAAUGCUCCUGUUUGUGUUCGUAAGUGCAAUAACUUUGGUUUUCUUUAUUGUCCCUAUCGAUUCUCCCUUAACAAUCAGAGAUUUACAGGAAUUCUCCACGUUUAGGUGGUGGGCCGAAGCUUAAAAAACGUGAAGUUGAUCGAUCCCCAUCAAGGGAGGAGCUGAUUUUUUUUUAGAUGACAAUAAAACAUUCUUAUGAUGACUAUAACAUUUGUUGUCACCUUCAGUUCUUGCACACUUACUCAUAAAAAGUAUUCUCAGGAAAAUUUGCCAAACUGCUAAACUUGGAACUAAUCAGAACUCCCGUACAUACACCUCGUGAUGAAGGCAGCCAAUGGCCUGCUUCUAUCUAAGAUGUAAACACAGCCUCACCUAAAACCCGAGCUGCUGUCUGUGUGUGAUGAAGACUGAAAUAAGAUAAAUAUCUGUUUUCAAGUGCACUUGAAAUAUUCCACUGGGCACAGACGUCAAUUCAACGUUUACAGUAUUCCAUGUUGGUUCAAUGUAAUUUCAUUGAAAUGACGUGGAAACAACGUUGAGUCAACCAGUCUGUGCCCAUUGGGAUGCAGCAUGCAAUACAAAUUGGCUUGAUCAUUUGAAGAAGUAACUCUGUUAAUCACACGCCAGGCCUAGUAUUCAUAGCUGACUUUGAAAAGGCAUUUGAUAAAGUAAGACUAGAAUUUAUAUAUACAGUGCAUUCUGAAAGUUUUUAGACCCCUUGACUUUUUCCACAUUUUGUUAUGUUACAGCCUUAUUCUAAAAUGGAUUAAAUGCAAAUUUUUCCUCAUCAUGCUACACAUAAUAACCCAUAAUGACAAAGUGAAAAGAGGUUUUUAGAAAUGUUUGCUAAUUUAUUAAACAUAAAAAACUGAAAUACCUUAUUUACAUAAGUAUUCAGACCCUUUGCUAUGAGACUCGAAAUUGAGCUCAGGUGCAUCCUGUUUCCAUUGAUCAUCUUUGAGAUGUUUCUACAACUUGAUUGGAGUCCACCUGUGGUAAAUCCAAUUGAUUGGACAUGAUUUGGAAAGGCACACACCUGUCUAUAUAAGGUCCCACAGUUGACAGUGCAUGUCAGAGCAAAAACCAAGCCAUGAGGUCUAAGGAAUUGUCCGUAGAGCUCCGAGACAGGAAUGUGUCAAGGCACGGAUCUGGGGAAGGGUACCAACACAUUUCUGCAGCAUUGAAUGUCCCCAAGAACGCAGUGGCCUCCAUCAUUCUUAAAUGGAAGAAGUUUGGAACCACCAAGACCCGGCUAAACUGAGCAAUCGGGGGGGAAGGGCCUUGGUCAGGGAGGUGACCAAGAACCCGAUGGUCACUCUGACAGAGCUCCAGAGUUCGUCUGUGGAAAUGGGAGAACCUUCCAGAAGGACAACCAUCUCUGCAGCACUCCACCAAUCAGGCCUUUAUGGUAGAGUGGCCAGACGGAAGCCACUCUACAGUAAAAGGCACCUGACAGCCCGCUUGGAGUUUGCCAAAAGGCACCUAAAGGACUCUGACCAUGAGAAACAAGAUUAUCUGGUUUGAUGAAACCAAGAUUAAACUCUUUGGCCUGAAUGCCAAGCGUCACGUCUGGAGGAAACCUGGCACCAUCCUUACAGUGAAGCAUGGUGGUGGCAGCAUCAUGCUGUGGGGGUGUUUUUCAGCGGCAGGGACUGGGAGACUAGUCAGGAUCAAGGGAAAGAUGAACGGAGCAAAUUACAGAGAGAUCCUUGAUGAAAACCUGCUCCAGAGCGCUCAGGACCUCAGACGGGUGCGAAGGUUUCACCUUCCAACAGGACAAUGACCCUAAGCACACAGCCAAGACAACGCUGGAGUGGCUUUGGGACAAGUCUCUAAAUGUCCUUGAGUGGCCCAGCCAGAGCCCGGACUUGAACCCGGUUGAACAUCUCUGGAGAGACCUGAAAAUAGCUAAGCAGUGAUCUGCAGAAAAUAAAGUGAGAAACUCCCCAAAUACAGGUGUGCCAAGCUUGUAGCGUCAUACCCAAGAAGACUCGAGGCUGUAAUCGAGGCCAAAGGUGCUUUGUCAUAUUUUUUAUUUUUUUUAUUUUUUUAUAGUACAUUGUAUUCCUUUUUCUCCCCAAUUUCGUGAUUACGAUCUUGUCUCAUUGCUGCAACUCCCCAACGGGCUCGGGAGAGGUGAAGGUCGAGUCAUGCGUCCUCCGAAACAUGACCCGCCAAGCCUGCGCUUCUUAACACCCACUCGCUUAACCCGGAAGCCAGCUGCACCCAAUUUGUCGGAGGAAACCGUUCAACUGACGACCGAAGUCAGCCUGCAGAUGCCUGGCCCGCAACAAGGAGUCGCUUUUGCAAACAUUUCUAAAAACCUGUGUUUCACUUUGUCAUUAUGGGGUAUUGUGUGUAGAUUGAUGAGGGAAACAAUGAAUUUAAUCAAUUUUAGAAUAAGGCUGUAACAUAACAAAAUGUGGAAAAAGUCAAGGGGUCUGAAUACUUUCCGAAUGCACUUUAUAUAUAUAUAUAUAUAUAUAUAUAUAUAUAUAUAUAUAUAUAUAUAUAUAUAUAUAUAUAUAUAUAUAUAUAUAUAUAUAUAUGGGGGAUACAACCAUCCCAGCUCUGCAGAUUAUUUUGCGAAGAGACAGAAUCAUUAGAUCAUUUGUUUUGGUACUGUCCAUAUGUAGCUUGUUUUUGGUCGCUGGUUCAGGAAUGGCUGAAGAAUUGCAACAUUUACCUGGAGCUAACUCUGCAAAUAGCACUGCUGGGUGAUUUAAUAAGUCAUAGUCAAUCGAUCAAUAAUGUAAUAAUACUCUUAGCAAAAAUGUUUCUUUAAUUUACAAUCUGUAGAAAGUAUGAGAAUAGAAAGGUUCAGAACUUUUGUGAAACAUCACAGCACAGUUGAAAAAUAUAUGGGAAAUAGAAAUCAAAACUGGAUGGUGUUCAGAGAUAGAUGGGAGGGGUUGAGUGGAGCUGAAGGAUGGGACUAAAAACAAACAAAAGAUAACUAUUGUAAAAUAUACUGUGUCUGUAAAAUGUAUAUAGUACAGUGGGUAAAAAAAGUAUUUAGUCAGCCACCAAUUGUGCAAGUUCUCCCACUUAAAAAGAUGAGAGAGGCCUGUAAUUUUCAUCAUAGGUACACGUCAACUAUGACAGACAAAAUGAGAAAAAAAAUCCAGAAAAUCACAUUAUAGGAUUUUUAAUGAAUUUAUUUGCAAAUUAUGGUGGAAAAAAUUUGGUCAAUAACAAAAGUUUCUCAAUACUUUGUUAUAUACCCUUUGUUGGCAAUGACACAGGUCAAACGUUUUCUGUAAGUCUUCACAAGGUUUUCACACGUAUUUUGGCCCAUUCCUCCAUGCAGAUCUCCUCUAGAGCAGUGAUGUUUUGGGGCUGUCGCUGGGCAACACGGACUUUCAACUCCCUCCAAAGAUUUUCUAUGGGGUUGAGAUCUGGAGACUGGCUACUCCAGGACCUUGAAAUGCUUCUUAUGAAGCCACUCCUUCGUUGCCCGGGCAGUGUGUUUGGAUCAUUGUCAUGCUGAAAGACCCAGCCACGUUUCAUCUUCAAUGCCUUUGCUGAUGGAAGGAGGUUUUCACUCAAAAUCUCACGAUACAUGGCCCCAUUCAUUCUUUCCUUUACACGGAUCAGUCGUCCUGGUCCCUUUGCAGAAAAACAGCCCCAAAGCAUGAUGUUUCCACCCCCAUGCUUCACAGUAGGUAUGGUGUUCUUUGGAUGCAACUCAGCAUUCUUUGUCCUCCAAACACGAUGAGUUGAGUUUUUACCAAAAAGUUCUAUUUUGGUUUCAUCUGACCAUAUGACAUUCUCCCAAUCCUCUUCUGGAUCAUCCAAAUGCACUCUAGCAAACUUCAGACGGGCCUGGACAUGUACUGGCUUAAGCAGGGGGACACGUCUGGCACUGCAGGAUUUGAGUCCCUGGCGGCGUAGUGUGUUACUGAUGGUAGGCUUUGUUGCUUUGGUCCCAGCUCUCUGCAGGUCAUUCACUAGGUCCCCCCGUGUGGUUCUGGGAUUUUUGCUCACCGUUCUUGUGAUCAUUUUGACCCCACGGGGUGAGAUCUUGCGUGGAGCCCCAGAUCGAGGGAGAUUAUCAGUGGUCUUGUAUGUCUUCCAUUUCCUAAUAAUUGCUCCCACAGUUGAUUUCUUCAAACCAAGCUGCUUACCUAUUGCAGAUUCAGUCUUCCCAGCCUGGUGCAGGUCUACAAUUUUGUUUCUGGUGUCCUUUGACAGCUCUUUGGUCUUGGCCAUAGUGGAGUUUGGAUUGUGACUGUUUGAGGUUGUGGACAGGUGUCUUUUAUACUGAUAACAAGUUCAAACAGGUGCCAUUAAUACAGGUAACGAGUGGAGGACAGAGGAGCCUCUUAAAGAAGAAGUUACAGGUCUGUGAGAGCCAGAAAUCUUGCUUGUUUGUAGGUGACCAAAUACUUAUUUUCCACCAUAAUUUGCAAAUAAAUUCAUUACAAAUCCUACAAUGUGAUUUUCUGGAUUCUUUUUUCUCAAUUUGUCUGUCAUAGUUGACGUGUACCUAUGAUGAAAAUUACAGGCCUCUCUCAUCUUUUUAAGUGGGAGAACUUGCACAAUUGGUGGCUGACUAAAUACUUUUUUCCCCACUGUAUACUAAUAUUUUUGUCACGGUAGGGUGCUAAAGCACUGCCAAAGGUCUGAGUGCGCAAAAUUGACAUGUGCAGGUGUACAGAUGCAAUUAUUGCUCGCAAAUAUUAAGUUGCAAAUUUGUGAAUGCGAUUACAACUACAAAUGUGUUUUUUUCCAUGUUCCCAACUCAUCAGUUACACGUUUGAGAAUGUGUUUACAACUACAGAUUAUUCUUUCAAGUUCACAACUCAUCCGUUACACACUUGCAAAUUGUGUUUACAACUACAAAUCUAUUCUACACGCUCAAAUCAUUAUGUAAAUGAUUUACCUCCAUAGAGAUCUCUCUCGAGCUGUCACCAUCUGUGUUUAUGUACCUUAAGUACGGAAAGCGUGAUUGGCAGACGUGAUCAGCAGAGACGGUACCUGGAUAGUACAUGAGUUUUGAUUGGUUCAUUGUUUAGUACUUCAGCUAGCGAACAUAAAAGUAAGUAUUUAAAAAAACAUUUGCAUGAAUUGACAUUGCCAACAAACGGAAAUAAAUAUAUAUACGCAGUAUGUAAAAACCAGCUCCUCCCUCACCAGAGUUCGAUCACCUCGAAAACUAAAGCAGAUACGAUGUUCGGCCCACCACCUACUUUGAAUCACCAUGACUUAAAUAUCUGUGUCAAACUAUUUUUGCUCUCCCUUGGCUACCUCAAAUUUUUUCAUAGCCAUUACCUGUGGUCACCCUGGAAACCCAGCAAAUGGUCGAACUAACGGCAGCGAGUUCAACCUGAACGAUGUGGUAAACUUCACCUGCAGCACAGGAUAUCUGUUGCAUGGUGCCUCAAGAGCCCAGUGCAGGAUGAAUGGACAGUGGAGCAACCCUCUUCCAGUCUGUAGAGGUAAGACACAGUAACAAAUACAUCCAAAGCUUUUCAGGGACUGAGGAAAUAUUCAAGAUACAGGGCCUAGUGAAAGUCUAAACACCCCUUGCACAAACUUCAUAUUUUGCUGCCUUAAAAUUAAAUCUAAAAAGGGAUUACAUCAGAUUUCUUUUCCAUAGUGAUCUACACAACCUACUCCACAUGUUCAAAGUGAAAGAAAAUUAUAGAAUAUUUUUCAAAAUUCAUACAAAAAAAAAAAACUAAGACGUCUUGAUUGCGUAUGUCUUCACACCCCAGAGUCAAUACUUGGUGGAAACACCUUUGGCAGCCAUUACACCGCUUAGGGCAACAUACUGUAUAUCCAUUGUUUUUGUCAAAAUUGCUCAAACUCAGUAAAUUUGGUUGGGAAUCAUUGAUGAACAGCAAUAUUGAAACCUUGUCUCUGAUUUUCAAGCAAAUUUAAGUGAGGACUAAAACUGGACCUUUCAGGAACGCUCAACACCUCUUGGAAAGCCAUUCUGGUGUCUUUGGUAUACAUUUCUUUUUUUAUUGUCCUGCUGAAAAAUAACAUUCUAUCCCAGGGUUAGGUUUUCAGAAGACUGAGGCGGGUUUUCCUCAAACUUUUUACCUGGGCUUUGCCCCUUUCAUAUUUAUUUUGAUCCUGACAAAUUCCCUGUCCCUGCCAGUGACAGGCAUACCCAUAACAUGAUGCUGCCACCACAAUGCUUGAAAAUACUACCGACUGUAUAUCAAUUUAAUUUGUGGGUAAAGUGCAUACUUUAUUUUGUAUUACUAGUCUGUGCAUGUCAAUGUCUGUGCAUUCAUCUUACCUACUGUGUCUUAGGUGAUUUCCUGUUCCAGCGAGGUGAUUUGAAAUUCUAAUGUAAAGCAACAAACCAUAUUACAUUACAGCAUAUUUUCUGACACAAAGUAGGUUUCUAUCCCCUCUUUAGAAUCAAUGAAGAAUAAAACAAGCAUAGUGGUAGUGACAGAAUUUGCCCAAUUUAUGUAAAUAUCACCUUCGGAUGAAUUUUCACUUUCAGAUUAUAUAUACAGUGCCCUCCACUAAUAUUGGCACCCUUGGUAAACAUGAGCAAAACGGGCUGUGAAGAAAAUGUCUUUGCUGUUUAUCCUCUUGGUCUUUCAUUCAAAAUAUUCUUGAAUUGAAGUAAAAUGAUUGAAAUAAAAAACAUUCUCCAAAACGUUUGCCAAAAUUAUUUGCACCCCUAGAAAUUCUUAUGAGUAAAAUCUAACUGAAGUAUAUUCCCAUUCAUAUUUUACGUUUUUAAGUUCACCUGAGUGAUUAGGAACACUUAAGUGGUAAGCCAUGACCAUUUCCACUAUCAGGGCAAUAAUAAAGAAGUUUAAAGCAACUGGAGAUGUUAACAAUCGGCCUGGAAGAGGACAUGUGUCAAUAUUGACCCCACGCACAGUGAGGAGGAUGUUUCGAGUGGCCAAAACAUCUCUAAGGAUCACAGCUGGAGAAUUGCAUAUGUUAGUUGGGUCUUGGAGUCAGAAAGUCUCCAAAACUACGAUCAGACGCCACCUACGUAACCACAAGUUGUUUGGGAGGGUUGCCAUAAAAAAGCAUUUGCUGUCAUCAAACAACAAACUCAAGCGCCUACAGUUUGCCAAACGUUACUGGAACUUUCAAUGGGACCGGGUUCUAUGGUCAGGUGAGACCAAAAUAUAGCUUUUUGGAAACAAACACCAGAGGUGGGUUUGGCAGGACAGAAAAAUAGCCAUGCAGAAAAGUACCUCAUCCCUACUGUGAAGUAUGGUGGUGGAUCUUUGAUGUUGUGGGGCUGGACAACUUGUUAGGAUACAUGGUAUGAUGGACUCCAUCAAGUACCAGCAGAUAUUAAAUCAAAACCUGACUGCCUCUGCUAGGAAGCUUAAAAUGGGCUGUGGUUGGAUCUUCCAGCAGGACAAUGAUCCAAAGCACACCUCAAACUCAGCACAAAAAUGGUUCACUGACCACAGAAUCAAGGUUUUGCCAUGGCCAUCCCAGUCUCCUGACCUAAACCCCAUAGAAAACCUGUGGGAUGAGCUGAAGAGGAGAGUCCACAAGCGUGGACCUCGGAAUCUGAAGGAUCUGAAGAGAUUCUGUAUGGAGGAAUGGUCUCAGAUCCCUUGCCAUGUGUUCUCCAACCUCAUUACGCAUUAUAGGAGAAUACUCAGAGCUGUUACUGUUGAAGUCGGAAGUUUACAUACACUUAGGUAGGAGUCAUUAAAACUUGUUUUUCAACCACUCCACAAAUUUCUUGUUAACAAACUAUAGUUUUGGCAAGUCGGUUAGGACAUCUACUUUGUGCAUGACACAAGUCAUUUUUCCAACAAUUGUUUACAGACAGAUUAUUUCACUUACAAUUCACUGUAUCACAAUUCCAGUGGGUCAGACGUUUACAUACACUAAGUUGACUGUGCCUUUAAACAGUUUGCAAAAUUCCAGAAAAUGAUGUCAUGGCUUUAGAAGCUUCUGAUAGGCUAAUUGACAUCAUUUGAGUCAAUUGGAGGUGUACCUGUGGAUGUAUUUCAAGGCCUACCUUCAAACUCAGUGCCUCUUUGCUUGACAUCAUGGGAAAAUCAAAAGAAAUCAGCCAAGACCUCAGAAAAAACAUUGUAGACCUCCACAAGUCUGGUUCAUCCUUGGGAGCAAUUUCCAAAUGCCAUGUUCAUCUGUACAAACAAUAGUGCGCAAGUAUAAACACAGCCGUCAUACCGCUCAGGAAGGAGACGCGUUCUGUCUCCUAGAGAUGAAUGUACUUUGGUGCGAAAAGUGCAAAUCAAUCCCAGAACAACAGCAAAGGACCUUGUGAAGAUGUUGGAGGAAACAAGUACAAAAGUAUCUAUAUCCACAGUAAAAUGAGUCCUAUAUCGACAUAACCUGAAAGGCCGCUCAGCAAGGAAGAAGCCACUGCUCCAAAACCGCCAUAACAAAGCCAGACUACGGUUUGCAACUGCACAUGGGGACAAAGAUUGUACUUUUUGGAGAAAUCUCCUCUGGUCUGAUGAAACAAAAAUAGAACUGUUUGGCUAUAAUGACCUUCGUCAUAUUUGGAGGAAAAAGGGGGUGGCUUGCAAGCCGAAGAACACCAUCCCAACCGUGAAGUACAGGGGUGGCAGAAUCAUGCUGUGGGGGUGCUUUGCUGCAGGAGGGACUGGUGCACUUCACAAAAUAGAUGGCAUCAUGAGGAAGGCAAAUUAUGUGGAUAUAUUGAAGCAACAUCUCAAGACAUCAGUCAGGAAGUUAAAGCUUGGUCGCAAAUGGGUCUUCUAAAUGGACAAUGACCCCAAGCAUACUUCCAAAGUUGUGGCAAAAUGGCUUAAGGACAACAAAGUCAAGAUAUUGGAGUGGCCAUCACAAAGCCCUGACCUCAAUCCUAUAGAAAAUGUGUGGGCAGAACUGAAAAAGCGUGUGCGAGCAAGGAGGCCUACAAACCCGACUCAGUUACACCAGCUCUGUCAAGAUGGUAUGGGCCAAAAUUCACCCAACUUAUUUUGGGAAGCUUGUGGAAGGCUACCCGAAACGUUUAACCCAAGUUAAACAAUUUAAAGGCAAUGCUACCAUAUACUAAUUGAGUGUAUGUAAACGUCUGACCCACUGGGAAUGUGAUGAAAGAAAUAAAAGCUGAAAUAAAUCAUUCUCUCUACUAUUAUUCUGACAUUUCACAUUCUUUAAAUAAAGUGGUGGUCCUAAAUGACCUAAAACAGGGAAUUUUUACUAGGAUUAAAUGUCAAGAAUUGUUCAAAUGUAUUUGGCUAAGGUGUAUGUAAACUUCAGACCUUAACUGUAUCUUGGCAAAGUAUUGAAUGAAGGGGUGCCAAUAAUUGUGGCACACAUAUAUUUGAGAAAAUUAUUUUUAUGAUAAUAUUUUUUUAUAUUAUUAUUAUUUUUCUUUAAUUAAAGGUUCGAUUUUUGUGAAUAUUUUGAAUGAAAGACCAAGAGGAUAAACAAUAAAGACUUUUCUUCACAGCCCGUUUUGCUCAUAUUUACCAAGGGUGCCAAUAUUAGUGGAGGGCACUGUAUCACUAUCAGAUUAAACAUUCUCUAAAGACCCAAUGUUAAAGUCAAUAAUCACAUUGAUUUGUAUGGAAAUAAUUGUCCGGCAUGCUGAAAAAGUCAGGUACAAUGAGGUAAACAAAAAGUUGCAUUUGUAAAAGAAAUAUCCUCCUUCAAAUGCCACAGCAAUGGUCAGUCACUUCAUCACUCAGUCAGUUGUGUUCUUACAGUAUGUCAGUGUGCUCCCUGCUACUGACUGUUCGAUUUAAUUUUGUAAGCCACUCUACACUUCCACACUUUCACCCAGGGUUCCUAUAGUAAUUGCCUUUCAACAAUCGUCUUUUUUCAAGAGGGUUACCCCAGUAAUGGUUUCUAUUAUAGGAAAGGAACAUGCCAAUAGCAGGUGCCAAUUAUCAAUUUUGGAGAGUUUUUUCCUCCCUCUUUUCCCUUGGGCUUAAUUGACUGCCAGGGCAUUGGCAGCUGUCACUGAGGGAAAUAAAUCUGUUUUGUUUCCCCUGGACAUGACUUUAACUUUAGGCAUGUUUUGUUGUUGAAGGGCAAUUGCUGGAAAAAAAAUUCAGCCAACUCUGAGGCAAGAGGUGCAACUUGUUAUUUUUACCGGGGCUUCCUGCCCUGCUGGUUUUACGUGCAGGGAGAAACAGGAGGAAAUAAAGAGUCUACAUUUUGUGACAAGUGAAUCUAAACUAAACUGAAACUGCAUAUCAACCCAUAUGUAUGACAUUGCUACACAGUUAUUAGAGCAACUUUAUGUCAAAUGCUAUUGACUGUAGAAACAUGAGAGAAGCUUACACACUGUGUAAGUAUAUAUUAAAAAGCAUGGAUGGGUUGAUUGAAAUGACUCAGAACUUGAACAGUAAACCUGCUAUUCAAGCUUUCUCAUUGAUUUCCCUUCUCUUCUCACUCUUGGUUUCACUGUCGGACAUUAAGCAUGCGGUUGAUUUUAUCUUGCAGUGGUAAACUGCUCCGAUCCAGGCUUUGUGGAGAAUGCCAUUCGUCACCCGCAGCAGCACUUCCCCGAGAGCUUCAACUACAGAACCAGUGUGAUGUAUCACUGCAAGAGGGCCUUCUAUCUGCUCGGCUCAUCGCUUCUCACCUGUCAGUCAAACGGCUUCUGGGACAGAUCACUUCCUAAGUGCCUUUGUGAGUAAUAUGCUAGGAUUGUCUUGCUCAGGGUACAAGAAGUGGUAGAGGUGGAAUCUGGGUCCCAAGUCAUGUGUGGUCCUCUGUAGCUCAGCUGGUAGAGCACGGCGCUUGUAACGCCAAGGUAGUGGGUUCGAUCCCCGGGACCACCCAUACACAAAAAAAUUUAUGCACGCAUGACUGUAAGUCGCUUUGGAUAAAAGCGUCUGCUAAAUGGCGUAUUAUUAUGUGGUUAGUCACUGUUGGAGAAUGAUAGAAAGUGGGAAAUGUACCGUUAUAGUGGGGAGAAUAUGGGGAUGGUGAAAGGGAUUUGUGAAGAAUUUAUAUUGGUAGUGUUGGAAAAUAAAGAAUAUAUAAGCAAAAUGGCAAUAUGUAGUGUUAAUGUUUGUGAUAAAAGGAGGGUAGUAGUAGUAGUAGUAGUAGUAGUAGUAGUAGUAGUAGUAGUGUAGUGGUAGUGGUAGUGGUAGUAGUGGUAGUGGUAGUGGUAGUGGUAGUGGUAGUGGUAGUGGUAGUGGUAGUGGUAGUGGUAGUGGUAGUGGUAGUGGUAGUGGUAGUGGUAGUGGGGUGGCUGGUAGCCUAGUGGUUAAGAGCAUUGGGCCAGUAAUCAAAAGGUUGCUGGUUCAAAUCCCCAAGCCGACUAGGUGAAAAGUAUGUUGAUGUGCCCUUGAGCAAGGCACUUAACCGCAAUUGCUCUGCAUAAGAUUAAAUGUAGUAGUAGUGGUAGUAGCUAACACUGAAGGCACAAGAACAAUGGAGUAUAUCCAUGAUCGACUCCAGUUCCCUCAGUAUUUCUAUCAACUUUUCUCUCCAUUUCGCCUCAAGCUAUUUCCUGUGGUGAUCCUGGCACACCGCCCCAAGCUGUCAUGUCAGGCAGGAAGUUCACCAAUGGCGGCGUGGUCCAUUACACCUGCAGCCAUGGCCGAGCGCUGAUUGGGAACACCACACGCUACUGUCAGGAGGACGGGCGCUGGAGUGGGUCACCACCCUACUGCUCAGGUAUAUCCAUCAGCAGGGGCCUACCACUCUGCCAGGCAGGGGUGACCUGAAGGCUAUAAUGGUGGACAUAAAUAACACAGAUCGACAGGUUUCAGGGAAGUCAAACCGAGCUAGAAAAGCAAUGGAUUUCUGUGGGUUUUUCAUGUGAGGUAGCUAGAGAUGUAAGAUGCAAGCACUCUGGGUAGAGCCUUGGUAGCCUUUCAUCUUAGUUAAAAGGGAGGGAAAAAAGCCUAUUUCCAUCUCAGGAAACAGGCUAGAGUGACUGAUAUGAGCUGCCUAUGGGACUGCUGUGGUGAGGGAUGGCUGGUUGUUUGAGUGUUGGAUAUUUUCUCUCUCCCUCAUGAGGUGGUAGUCCCGGGGAGUGCGGUGACCCUGGAAUCCCACCUCACGGCUCCAGGCUAGGGGAGGAGUUCCAGCUGAAGAGCCUGCUGAGGUUCACCUGUGUUGCCGGCUUUUCCCUGAGUGGCUCACCUGAGAGGACCUGCCUCCACAAUGGCUCCUGGAGUGGCACCCAGCCAGUCUGUGAGGGUGAGACCCCUGCCAUAUAUACUCAACUACUAUACCUG
Molecule: messenger RNA, 41141 nt
Organism: Coregonus sp. 'balchen'
Lineage: Eukaryota; Metazoa; Chordata; Actinopteri; Salmoniformes; Salmonidae
Source: the annotation of a GenBank genome assembly